Messenger RNA from Oryzias melastigma (Indian medaka), 7329 nucleotides. Its product is annotated as NHS-like protein 1. Lineage: Eukaryota; Metazoa; Chordata; Actinopteri; Beloniformes; Adrianichthyidae. The transcript has 8 exons. The record is from RefSeq and is a predicted model, not a curated record. Gene Ontology annotation, biological process: cell differentiation. The coding region runs from base 1119 to 6554 and encodes 1811 amino acids.
CACUUCCGUGUUUACGUUCAGCGCGUCCAAUCAGCUCUUUCGAAUCAGAGCACCGACCAAUCAGAACAUUCUUUUUAAAAAAUCGUUGUCGCGAGAUUUCAACCGAGCUUUGUUCUGCGGAUGUCCUCAGAUACAAGAGAAAACGGCGAAAGUGUGUCUGUAAAAUGUGUUUUUUGUUGUUGUUUGUUAAGUAAGGUCAACAUGUUUUUUAUUUUUUAUUUAAAUUGAGAAGUCCCAGAAAGCAUAUUAGAAAGCAAUUAAAAGUACACAUAAUAAAAAAAUACCUUUAAUUCUCUUGAAUAUAUUUUAUCCAAAUAAAAAUAAUUAAGAAUGCAAUACUUUUUUCUUUUUUAACACAAGAAGAGAUUAAUAAGGAUUGCUUGGUAAAAUGUAAUCUAAAUUAGAAUCUUUUUACAGGAAAAUAAUUUUAUUUCUUAAAAUAAACUGAACACAUCAAUCAAGCGCAACCUCUAUUUAAACUACCAAAAAUAACAAUGCUGUAAAUUACAUGUGUAGAGACAUUUUUUUCUCUUUAUAAUGAAGUGUUUUGGCAAAUCAAAAUUAUUAAGGUUUAAUCAAUUAGUAGAAAUUCCUAUUUUUUAUACUACAGAUGUCUUUGUGCGGUAUUUGUAAAAAAAAAAAAAAAAGUGUCCAAUUAAAGAGCUUGUUAUACAGGUGAGACUGUUAAUUGCUGCUGGGAUAGAGAUCUACUUUGCACCCUGCAGAGGGGCUUAGAUGUGGCCCAGUUUGAUCAUCUCUUCCCUCCGUCUCCUGGGUGAUCUGCUUGGUUUUAACAGACGAGAUCAGAGGAGUCAGAGCCUUUACUUUUCCACAACAUAAAAGUAGAAAAUGAUCAUGGAGAUCCUCCACACAAAGAGGAGUUUGUUCAGAAGGUGAAGACUUUCCUCCAGAGUAGGAGCAAGCAAACUGCAGCGAUUAGACCCAAAGACUUGGAAGCAGGGCUUUUAUUGUGGAGGGAUGAGGGAGGGGGGGAGAGAGGGAGGACUCUUGAGUCUGAACUUGUGUUUUCCUCCAGUUAUUGCUUAGAUUCAGUCUAACAAAGUCGCACAAGCGCAGCAGGCGUAAUUAUCAAGAGAGGCCGGGCGAACGAGGCUGACAUGAACUGCUUUAAAGGGGAUGGAGACAGCAAGUGGGCCGUUCACUACACUACCCAGAAGCCUCAGCAGGGACUGCGCUUCAUUCGCGGGAAGAGGCAGUCCAACAGUGCAGAUGACCUUAGAGCCUUCCAUUGGCCAGCUCAGCAGAGCCCUGGAUCCAAGCCCUGCCCAUCGAGCCCCACCUUCUCCCCUCUGUCUGGUAUGGACCAACCAGACGGCAGCGCACACAGAGGAUGGAGGGACAGAAGCAGGAAGAUGUCAUCGGCGUCUUCGGAUGACGAUGAAAGGUUUUUCUUGACUAAAGGUCGACCCAUGACCCCAUUGGUCUUGAACCCCAUCAGUCUGACCUCCUGCUCUGAUGGUUUAACACCAACCUUUGAGUCAAACUGGGACUCGGAAACAGAUCCGAUUCAACGGCUUCCAACACCGGAGGAGCAGAUGAGGAGACAGGCGGAGGCGAUCGCUGCUGAUAUAGUCCCUAUCAAUGUCACAGGUGAGAGUUUUGAUCGUCAAGCCAGUUUUCGGAGAGCACUCUCAAACAGCGACUCCUUGUCCCGUCGAUCCCGAAAACUAACCCGCCGCAAAACUGUAUCGAACUUGCAAGACGAUGCGAGUCCCAAGACUUCGGUCUCUGUUGACCUUCCCGGUCAGUUUUCCACAGUGGGUCGGCCUGCCUCUUCCUGCGGCUCCUCCAGUAGACAGAAGAACAAAGAGGCGGAAGUAGCAGAGGGAGGGGAAAUGAUUAGGACAGAACUGCUUUCAUCAAGGAGGAUUCGAGCCCCAAAAGGCGAAGGGAUGUCUAGUCUCAUGGCUACCCUCACGUCCUCACCGCGCAUCGAAAGACAGCCCACCUCUGAGACCCAAACACAAUCCUCCCCAACUUUCAACUACAGUUCUGAUUGUGAUCCCUACAAGAUGCUUGGAGUCUCUUCAUCUUCUUGUCAGUCAUGGGAUCUUCAAGGUUUCCCAAGUGAUCUGGAUCCCCAGAUGCUCUAUGACACAAAUGUCCUACCAGAGUCUCCUUCCGCAUUGUGCCCUUGCUUCCUUUCCGCCCCAAAUACCCCAUGUCAUCUUCACCAACCAGAGUGCACUCAUUCCAACAAAACUGGCAUAGCUGAGAAUCGAUCUUGCUCCCACUACUUGUCCACCUCCUCCAUUUCUGACUCAGUCUCCCAAUAUAGUUAUCAGGCUCUAGAUGACGAGACAACCAUUGACCGGAAUGCCCAGUACUUCCGUGACAGUGACUCUUACGAUGGCAAGAGAUGGAACUACAAGCCCAUCUCCCCCAGUUCCAGUGUGCACAGCCACAGCACCCACGAGACAAGAGGCAGGUCUGAGGAAAACUGGAACUGUGAUCCUCUGCUCUCUUCUGGCCGUUCAACCCCCUCCUGCACGGACAGCAACUCUUGUUGUUCAGAGAUCACCUCCUCUUCCUCACUGAGCCGAAGGAAAUCCAGCACUUCCUCCUAUUAUUCCCCUACCGUCACUCGCAGCAUUUCCCUGCGCAAGUCCAAACGACCACCUCCUCCGCCAGUACGAUCUGACUCUUUGAGGCGCCGAUCCGGUCGCAGCAAGCCCCCCCGAUCCUCUUCAAGCUUGCGUCUAGAGCGCAGCCCUCGCGCGGAGCGCUCUACUUUGCAAACACCCACCUCAUCUCCGCAAGUCUUUUACGAUCCUUGGGUUCCUCAAAGCAGCACCACUGGGUCCAACUGCAGAACUGUCUCAACCUUUGAGCCUUUGAAGCCAGAUGUGGGACCCUCUACCGACUCACCCCCUUUUGACUCCACCCAGACGAGCCGUGACCACUCUCAUGUCCUCGAUUCGAAGUCUUCAGGGUCAAAAGAUGAACAAGUGGAAUUCCCUGACAGGCACGAUGCACCUGACUUCUCAGUUGCUGGGAUUCAGCGCCUUGCCUCUCCGUCCAGUGGCUACUCAAGCCAGUCCAACACACCAACUCCUGGUACUCCAGUGUCCUCUCCGCUUAGUCCCUCCUCCCCUCUGACACCAAGUACUGGAGCUUUCCCCAUCUUCCCAUCCUCCCCUGUCUCCUCCUCCUGCUCCUCUUCCUUUCCUUUGCCUCCGGCUUCUUCUCUGCAGAGAAAAAAAUCCAAAGCUGACGGGAAGAGAAAGCCAGCCAUCCCUGAGAGAAAGUCCUCACUCCUCUCUUCUCCUUCUUCCUCAUUCUCCUCCACCUCCUCCCUUUCCUCGUACACGUCCUCUGACUCCUCAGCCAGACAUCCUCUUCUCCCUCCUCCGCCUCCACCUCCUCCCCUUCCUCAGUUUUCUUGUUCAUCUGCUCCUACCACUCCUGUCUCCAAGUUCUGCGUCCGUGAGCCUCUCCCUUCAACCAAACACAGUGUGUCGCCCAACCUGUCUCCCUAUUCUUUCCCACCUCCUCCACCUCCUCCACCCCUCCCAGAAUCCUCACCUUCUUUUCCUCCCACUUUUCCUGUCCUAAGCAUUUGCUUUCCUGCCAAUCUGCCUUCCCCUGUUUCAAAUCCUCCACCACUUCCUGCUCCACCACCUCCUCCUCCGCCUCCUCUUCAGCCCUCACUUUCCCCAUCCCCCUCUUCUGCCAGGCCUCCUCCCCCUCCCUACUCCUACGCAGUGAAGAGGGCUUCUGAUCAGGCUUUGGUGUCCAAACUGCCACCCAAUUACCCUCCUCCACCGCUUUCUCCACCACCCAGUCCGUCUUUAGACCUCUCAGAAAUGCCUGAUCUUCCUCCCCCGCCGCCACCACCACCACUAUCUCCUCCCUCAGCCCCCUUCUUCUCCUUCUCCCCUCCAAGUUUUGGCAUGUCAUCAGAUCGUGACGGUAAAGUGGGCUCACCUCCUGGCCCGCUGGUUACUGCGCAAGAUUUGCAGGGCGUCAAGCUCCGCUCUGUCAAAAACCAGGAGGAGCAGAGGGCCAACAACAACACCGAUGAUGGUGAGCUCCUCAACCGAGCCGGGUCACAGGCAGAUGACAUGAACCACAGCAUGGCUGCUCAACAUUACAGAGCUGAGUUAGAUGUAGUGAUUUCUGAAACUUUGGGUAACACCGAAGUUGAGCGAACCCAAUCGAGAUUACCAGAUGCUUUCAGUGACGUUGUUCAGGAUGAGGUGAAUGGGUUUGUGGGUAAUUCUGACAGCCAAGGCAGAAAUGACUCCAGACCGACCAACAAAAUGGAAACAAAACCUGAAACCAGGAUGACUGUUAAUGAGUCAGCUGAUUCGAAACCUCAGAACCAAAUAGGUCCAGAUACUCUGAAAAAAAGUCAACCUGGCAAAAGCAUCCAAACCACUGAACAUCAGAGGGAGAAUCCAGUCAGAGAUCCUCCUCUGGGAGACUCAAAAAUAUGUGAUCUUGAGAGUCCUUGGGUGAAAAUGUGUCAUACUACUGAGAAAAACCCAAUCAAUACAGUUAUUGAUCAAGAAAAAUGGCUCUUGGAGACAGAGCUAACCAACACUGCAGAGAAAAAGAGAGGAAACAUAACAGAGCCAUCAGAAAACAAAAGCAAGGUGACAAAAAAGGACUCUGGCAAUGGAGAUUCAAUGGCACCAGACAUGAAAAACACCACUGCCAACUUUAAGUCAAUUAUGACACGAAAGAUCAAUUCCCCAGAGAAACCUGUUCUACCAAAGAAGCCAGACUUUUGCCUUCUGGAUCCACCAGCGUCCCCAAAAGUCAAACGAGGUCCAGCUGGAGGCAAAAGCAGUGGACAGAUGGCAGCACAAGCUUCAGGCCCGAACAGCCCGUCCCAUAUCCCUGCCGAGUGCUUUUACAAACCACCGCCGCCGCAUGUUACCAAGAGCUCACAGUCACCAAAGCUUGUGAGGUGCACCGCUGACAGUUUUGUGGCUACUGCGAACUGUGUGACCCCCAGAGAAUCAUCUACAAGCUCGCCGCAGCACCAGAAGCCACUGGUUUUCCACAAGAAGCCAGAGCUUUCCUUGGCGUCGCCAAAAAAAGAAAAAACACAAUUUGCAUCUAAAAACGUUGGAGAAUCUUUUGGUGCAACUUCUCCACCUGGAAGCAUUUCAAAAACCAGUGAGAUGAGUUCAUCUGGACUGACAGCCAAAACAAAAGCUGCAAACACAUCCACAAAGAGCAGUUUUAUCAUAGAUACUGAAGGGCACAAUGGCCCCAAGGGGAUUAUGGGUAUAAGCGACAAUACCUCCAGCUGGAAGCAUAGACAAACUGGUAGAGCAGAUCCAUGCUGUCCCAUCAAGACGACAUCCGACCAGGAUGAAGAAAAGCCUUUGAACAGAAAAAUGAUGAGGUCGUCCCUGGCCGAAGAUGAAGAGGAAGCUGAGGAGAAAAGGCUCGCCAUGAGAGCGAGGGACACGGUUCUGACGAUGAUGAUGACUUCAACCAACAAAAAGUACAAACGGAACAGGAGGAGAAAGAGGAGACUCGGAAAGCAGCUCCUGAUGGUGUCAGCAAAAACGGAGCCCUCUCCUUCUUCGUCGUCAUCAUCCUCUUCGUCGUCGUCUUCGUCGUCUUUGUCGUCGUCAUCAGAGGACGAGCAGGGUUUGAUGAAAGGCGGAAGAGAAAGGCUGAGGACGAUCAACGUCUGCAAUCAAAACACGAGUGACUACAAGAGUUCGUGCGACGUCAUUGGCGGGAGCCGGUUCUCCAUCAGUAGCGUGCUUUCUGCCGACAGCCUGCAGGGGGAGCUGUCCCUCCCAGACCUUCUGAUACAGGAAGUGGGAGAGAAAGAGGUUGCAGAAGAGGAAGGAUUCCAGAAAAGAGAUGAGGACGUGAAUGAAGACAACACAUCUUCAGAUGAUAAUUUGUUGGUGAACGUUUCAGCGGAGCAGAUGUUUGUCUCCGGGAGACCUCGAACCACAGAGGACCUCUUUGCAAUCAUCCACAGGUCAAAACGAAAGAUGCUCGGCAGGAGGGAUUCACAGGAGGAGAGACGGCGCCUCUCCUCCUCCUCGUCAUCCUCCUCACCAGAAUCUAUCACUGUCUCUCAAAAGACUUGGACCUCCUCCCUGUGGAGCCAGCGCUCAGGAGGGAGCGAGAGCUUCAAAGCUCUCCUGCUCCGGAGGGGGAGUCGCUCCUCCUCUCGGCUCUCAGCGGCCGAGCGGCUUCGCGUCGUCCGGACGCCGUGUGACCUCCAGAGGGCGCCACCUCCGAUGAAUUUUCCCCCUGAAGAAGAGGCCCCCUCGACCCCCAUAUCCUCCUGCAUCGUCGCCACGAUGCUCGCAUCGAGACGUCUCCUCCUCACCUCCCCCUCCCCCGUCUUAAUCCUCCCCCCCAACGCCCGACCCCGCUCCCUGACCCCGCCCUGCUCCGCCAGCCGGCGCUUCGCCGCCCGCUGCCGCCUCCACGCCGCCCCCAUGACCGCCAUCUACGAAGCGGACGGCGAGGAGGAAGACGAGGACGUUUUUGCUCCGGCACCAGGGGGCAGCAGAGAGUCGAGCUUCAGAUUAGUCGAAAUCUCGUGAUUUUUUGAAACUAAAAUCUCAAAUAUGUUUUGUUUUUAAGGCUGAACUGUUUGGGUUUUUUCAUGAAAACUUUACGCUAAAAAAGUUUUCAUUUGCUUUUGAGGUACAACACUAAUAAGAAGUUUUGUUUUUGACAUUUUCUUCCAAAUUCAAGUCUUAAAUAAUUUAUCUAAGAAAUAUAUGAUGUACAAUGUAUAUAAAAUAAAAUAAAAUGUGUAAUCUUUAAAUCAAAUUAUUGGUUCCAAAUCAAUAUAAUAAAAAAAUAAAAAUGUAAAAUCUGAUUUAUUUCAUUUUUCCAGAUUAUUUAAAGUUAAAAUCAAAAGUGCACAAAAAAAUCCAUAUUUUGAUUUUUUUGUUCUUUUUUAUUGACACAUUUCGAUAUGUGUUUGAUCAUAAAUGUGUUUAUCUUCAAGCUAAAGUGGAUGUUUUCCUUCAGUCUGGUGUUUGCAGCUUCACUGCUUAGCACUGAUACGGAUGAUGAAAGUAGCAAAUGUUCUGUAAAUAAUCUCUACAUGGUUUUGUUUCUUACUGGCAGCAUUUUUCACUUUUUGAAAGCUUUCAGAUGGCGUUUUUUUUUGUAAGUGAGCAAAACCCGGCGAGGGGGCGGAGCUUUUUAAGGUGGGCGUGUUCUGUUUUUCUAUUGAAUGUGAAUUCCGAUUUAGUCAAAUGGAAAGUAGAAACGGAAACUGAAUGUGUGUAAAAAAAUAAAAAUAAAAAACAGAAGAAAAACUGAGAUGUAAAAUGUAAAGAAGAGAAAUAAAGGAAUGUAAAGAAG